Ziziphus jujuba (common jujube) is the source of this 2557-nucleotide messenger RNA. RefSeq names its product cleavage and polyadenylation specificity factor subunit 3-I. Gene Ontology annotation, cellular component: mRNA cleavage and polyadenylation specificity factor complex. Bases 278 to 2356 code for a protein of 692 amino acids. The record is from RefSeq and is a predicted model, not a curated record. Gene Ontology annotation, biological process: mRNA 3'-end processing by stem-loop binding and cleavage. Gene Ontology annotation, molecular function: RNA endonuclease activity; RNA binding; 5'-3' exonuclease activity. NCBI's taxonomy places the organism in Eukaryota, Viridiplantae, Streptophyta, Magnoliopsida, Rosales, Rhamnaceae. The transcript is spliced from 6 exons.
CUCACUUUCUCGCAUCCCAAAAGCCCUGCUUGUUCGUUGUCGUCACUUUCUCACUUCUCCUCCGAUGCCACUUCUGACAUUUCGCUUUCUUAUUAGAAACAAAUAGACAGAAAAUGCUUUGGUGAGUUUCGCUUCAUUACGGCUUCGGCGAAGAAUCCCCCGUGGGAGUGAAAGCUUAGCUGCCGGAACAACCUUAGGAUUUCUCGAAACAGGAGCUUGCGAAGAACAGGACACAAAACUUUCGUUCACCGGACACCUGAAACAGAUAGAGUUGAAAAUGGCAUCAACAGGACAACCACCAUCUCUUAAGCGAAGAGAUUCAUCUGUGACAAGAGAAGAGGAUAAACUUGUAGUAACUCCCUUAGGGGCUGGUAAUGAAGUUGGCCGUUCUUGUGUGUACAUGUCCUACAAAGGAAAAACUGUAUUGUUUGAUUGUGGAAUUCAUCCAGCUUACUCAGGCAUGGCUGCUUUGCCAUACUUUGAUGAGAUUGAUCCUUCAACAAUUGAUGUCCUUCUCAUCACGCAUUUUCACUUGGAUCAUGCUGCAUCCUUGCCUUAUUUCCUGGAGAAGACCACAUUCAGAGGCCGUGUUUUUAUGACUUAUGCAACAAAGGCUAUCUACAAGUUGCUUUUAACAGAUUAUGUAAAAGUGAGCAAAGUUUCUGUUGAAGAUAUGUUGUUUGAUGAGCAGGACAUAAAUCGCUCCAUGGAUAAGAUUGAGGUCAUUGAUUUUCAUCAAACAGUUGAGGUGAAUGGCAUUCGGUUUUGGUGCUACACUGCUGGUCAUGUCCUUGGAGCUGCAAUGUUUAUGGUUGACAUAGCUGGUGUUCGAGUCCUCUACACUGGAGACUAUUCACGCGAGGAAGACCGACAUCUCCGUGCUGCUGAGACCCCACAGUUCUCUCCUGAUGUGUGCAUAAUUGAAUCUACUUAUGGAGUCCAGCACCAUCAACCUAGGCAUAUCCGAGAGAAGCGCUUCACUGAUGUUAUACACUCAACCAUUGCUCAAGGGGGUCGUGUCUUAAUUCCUGCUUUUGCCCUUGGUCGUGCCCAAGAACUCCUCCUCAUUCUUGAUGAGUAUUGGUCAAACCAUCCUGAGCUCCAAAACAUUCCCAUAUACUAUGCUUCUCCCCUUGCAAAAAGAUGUUUGUCUGUUUAUGAGACAUACACCCUUUCCAUGAAUGAUAGGAUCCGAAAUGCAAAGUCAAAUCCAUUUAUCUUCAAGUACAUAUCUCCAUUGAAGAGCAUUGAGAAUUUCAAAGAUGUUGGUCCAUCAGUAGUAAUGGCAAGUCCGAGUGGGCUUCAAAGUGGGCUGUCAAGGCAACUCUUUGAUAUGUGGUGCUCUGAUAAGAAAAAUGCCUGUGUUAUUCCCGGUUAUGUGGUUGAAGGGACACUGGCAAAAACCAUAAUUAAUGAACCUAAAGAAGUUACCCUCAUGAAUGGACUCACUGCUGCUCUUAACAUGCAGGUCCACUACAUCUCAUUCUCUGCCCAUGCAGACUCUGCACAGACAAGUGCCUUCUUGGAAGAGCUGGGCCCUCCUAACAUAAUUCUUGUUCAUGGAGAAGCUAAUGAGAUGGGGAGGCUCAAACAGAAGCUCGUGACUCAAUUUGCUGAUCGUAGUACCAAAAUCCUCACUCCGAGGAAUUGUCAGUCUGUUGAAAUGUAUUUCAAUUCCCAAAAAAUGGCUAAAGCAAUUGGAAAGCUGGCUGAGAAGACCCCAGAAGUUGGUGAAGUUGUCAGUGGUUUGCUGGUAAAGAAAGGCUUCAGUUAUCAAAUAAUGGCUCCUGAUGACCUCCAUGUCUUCUCACAGCUAUCAACAGCAAAUAUUACUCAAAGGAUUACUAUCCCAUACCAUACUGCUUUCAGUGUGAUAAAGCAACGACUUAAGCAGAUAUAUGAGAGUGUAGAGUCUUCAGCAGAUGAGGAGUCUGGUGUUCCAACUGUGAGAGUGCAUGAUCAGGUCACAGUGAAGCAUGAGUCAGAUAGUCACAUUUCUCUGCAUUGGACGUCAGAUCCUAUAAGUGACAUGGUCUCAGACUCCAUUGUUGCUCUGGUUUUAAACAUCAACAGGGAAGUCCCGAAGGUAGUUGUUGAAUCAGAAGAUAUAAAGACUGAGGAAGAGAAUGAGAAAAAGACGGAGAAGGUAAUUCAUGCACUUCUUGUUUCACUCUUUGGAGAUGUGAAGUUCGGAGAAAAUGGGAAACUGGUGAUUAGUGUUGAUGGGAAUGUCGCACAGCUUGAUAAACAGAGUGGUGAUGUUGAAAGUGAAAAUGAAGGUCUCAAGGAAAGAGUGAGGACAGCAUUCCGCCGAAUCCAAAGUGCUAUGAAGCCGAUCCCUCUUUCCGCAUCUUAGCUCCAUUGCAUACUGAUUCCAUCUAAUUUUUUCUGUUUUUUGGAGUUAGUGUUGAAUCUUUAUAUGCCAUGCAGAGUAACAGCAAACUGCAGUUUCCCUAGUUUGUAUUUAGGAACUGAUUAAGUCAUGUAAUGGGUACUUUUUUGAUACUUGAUUUGUUAAUCUUUUGAGGUUUAUUUCAUAUUUAGCAUUUAUAUUUUA